UAUCAUCUGUUUGCGUCUAGGGGGCAGUGCGGCGUGGGUCGUCGCCUCGAGGUUUCUGCUUGAGCCAACUGCCGUGAAGACAGUAUAUUCGUGGUUAUCACAUACAUUUCUUGUUGUGGUGCCUAGAUAUACUUGCAUUUUCUUCCAGCCGCGGCAUAGUCCGUCCAUCGUGGAUGGAAGAUUCCGGCUGACUUCUGCUGAUCGGCGGGCCCUGAGCAGAGGUUGCCGCGAUGUCGGCCGCCGACCAGAUGCGCGCCAUGCUGGACCAGCUGAUGGGCACCAGCCGCGAUGGCGAGUCCAAGCUGAGCGUCAAGUUCACCGACCCCAAGGUGUGCAAGAGCCACCUGCUGAGCUGCUGCCCCAACGAGAUCCUCGCGUCCACGAGGAUGGACCUGGGCACCUGCGCCAAGAUCCACGACCUGGCUCUACGCGCCGACUACGAGGCCGCCAUCAAGGAGAAAGACUACUUCUACGACAUCGAUGCGAUGGAGCAUCUGCAAACGUUUAUCCACGACUGCGACCGCAAGACGGAGCUGGCUAAGCGACGGCUGGCCGAGACGCAGGACGAGCUGUCGGCCGAGGUGGCCGCCAAGGCCAACAAGGUGCACGAGCUGGCUGAGCAGAUUGGCAAGAAGCUGGCGCGCGCUGAAGAGCUGGGCGCGGACGGCCUCGUCGAGGAGAGCAUGAAGCUCAUGGAGGAAGUGGAAGAUAUCCGCAAACAGAAGGCCGUGGCCGAGCAGGAGUACCGUAACUCGAUGCCAGCCAGCAGCUACCAGCAGCAGAAGCUGCGCGUCUGCGAGGUGUGCUCGGCCUACCUCGGCAUCCACGACAACGACCGUCGGCUGGCCGACCACUUCGGCGGCAAGCUGCACCUGGGCUUCAUCAAGAUCAGGGAGAACCUGGCCGAGCUGCGGAAGUCGGUGGAGGAGCGGCGCGAGCAGCGGCGCAAGGCGCGCGAGGCCGAGCUGGACGAGCGGCGCCGCGGCUCGCGCGACCGCGAGCGAAGCCGCUCGCGCGACCGACGCCGCCGCAGCCGCAGCCGCGACCGCGACCGCGACCGCGACCGCGACCGUGAGCGGGACCGUGAGCGGGACCGGGACCGUGACCGUGACCGGCAUCGGCGACGCUCGCGUAGCCGCAGCCGCGACCGUCAGCGCAGCUCACGGCACCGGGACCGCUCCAGCGAGCGGCGCCGGGACCGCGACAGGUCCCGGGAGCGGCGCCGCGCCAGGGAGCGCCGCGACAGCCGCGAUCGGGACGCCGACGGCCGCGACAGGAGGCCCGACGACGACAGACGCUCGGCGGGUGAGGCGAACGGCCGCGGCGACUCCGCCAGCCGGGACAGCGGCGACCACUAGCGGACGGCGGCGGCGGCGGCGGCAGCGGCAGCGGUCCCACUCCGGCCGGCUGGCAGACCGAGGCGCGCCCGCGCGCCGGCCGGGCACCGUCCGGCCAGCGGGCACAGCAGCCCGCGGCGCAGCACCGUCCGCGCGCCGGCGUGAUGUCAGCGUGUCCGCCUGUGGAACUCCG
Messenger RNA from Pollicipes pollicipes, 1530 nucleotides. RefSeq names its product putative RNA-binding protein Luc7-like 2. The record is from RefSeq and is a predicted model, not a curated record. Gene Ontology annotation, biological process: mRNA splice site recognition. Gene Ontology annotation, molecular function: mRNA binding. Lineage: Eukaryota; Metazoa; Arthropoda; Thecostraca; Pollicipedomorpha; Pollicipedidae. Gene Ontology annotation, cellular component: U1 snRNP.